Molecule: messenger RNA, 2546 nt
Organism: Sycon ciliatum
Lineage: Eukaryota; Metazoa; Porifera; Calcarea; Leucosolenida; Sycettidae
Product: formimidoyltransferase-cyclodeaminase-like
Exons: 14
Coding region: 78-1712 (544 amino acids)
Molecular function (GO): folic acid binding; transferase activity
Source: RefSeq, a predicted model, not a curated record
GAAGGACAAAGAAGAACAAAACUGAAAAGUCUCCUUUCCCGUUUGGACACAACUACUGUGCUGCGGCGUCAGUCAUCAUGGCAGCAGGAGCAGCACUACUGGAGUGUGUCCCUAACUUCUCCGAGGGCCGCCGGAAGGAAGUAAUCGAGGGGAUUGCGGCGGCAGUGAAGUCAGUGAACGGCGUGCAGCUGCUUGAUGUUGAUCCCAGCGUGUCUGCUAAUCGGACUGUGUACACGUUUGUCGGUGGACCGGAGGAUGUUGUAGAAGCAGCACUGCAUGCUUGUAGAGUUGCUCACCAGCUGAUUGAUAUGAGCGGGCACAAAGGCGAACACCCACGGCUGGGAGCGCUGGACGUUUGUCCAUUCAUCCCGGUUGCCAACGCCUGUAUGGCGGAUGCGGUCAGGUGCGCCAACGAGUUUGCCAGGCGGCUGGCUGCGGACUUGCACGUACCAGUGUACUUGUACCAGGAUGCUGCAGUGAAAGGCCCUCACCGUGUCUCGCUGCCAUCAAUCCGGGCUGGGGAAUAUGAAGGUCUUGCUGCCAAGAUCAAGCUGGCUGACUGGGUUCCAGACUACGGCCCCGCUGAGUUUGUGCCAAGCUGGGGUGCCACAGUGUGCGGUGCUCGGCCAUUUCUUAUCGCCUACAAUGUCAACAUGCUCUCGACCAAAGAGCAGGCACACCGCGUGGCCUUGGAUAUACGCGAGCAGGGGCGUUCAAAGGAUGAGCCGGGCAAGUUCAAGUCCUGCCGGGCUAUUGGUUGGUACUUAAGUGAUGAGAACAUGGCGCAAGUAUCUAUCAACCUGACUGACUUCACAGUCACCUCCAUGCACCAAGUCUAUGAGGAGUGCAAGGCCAUCUCACAGUCGUUGAGUCUGGCGGUGGUUGGCUCACAGCUAGUUGGUCUAGUUCCCCUGCAGGCCAUGCUGGACAGUGCCAGGCACUACAUGCACAGCGAGAACCUCUUCAUCACCGACGAGGCACAGCAGAUACGCCUGGCUGUUGAACGCCUUGGCCUGGACUCUGUUGAGAAAUUCCGGCCCGAGGAGCGCAUCAUCGAGUACGUCGUCGGGCUGAACAAACGCGGUCCGCUACUCUCUUCCACUCUGGAUGGCUUUGUCAGAGAGCUGGGCUCUCGCUCCAGUGCACCCGGCGGGGGAUCAGCAGCAGCUGUAAUAGCUGCUAUGGGAGCUGGCUUGGGAGCGAUGACUGGCUGGAUGACGUACGGCAAGAGGAAGUUUGAGAGCUUGGACAAGCAGAUGAGAGCGGCCAUCGGUCCCCUGGACGCGGCCAUGAAGGAGCUUCUUCCUCUCGUCGAUGCCGACACGGACGCUUUCAAGGCGUACACGUCUGCACUCGGUCUGGCCAAGUCAACAGAAGAGGAGAAAGCAAGGCGCACUGAGGCAGUUCGUGUUGCAUCCCUACAAACUGUCAAUGUACCAUUAUCGGUAAUGAGGAUCUGUGACAAGUGCUGGGAGCACUUGCAUGUACUUGCUGCUCAUGGCAAUAUCAAUUGCAAGUCGGAUUUGCAGGUUGGAGCGAAGAGCUUAGAGACUGGUGUAUUUGGAGCGUACCAGAAUGUUCGCAUCAACUUGCCAUCCAUCACUGACACUGACCUAAGAGCAAAGAUUUCCUCCGAAGCCGAUGCCGUGUACACCCGUGCAGUGCAGCAAUGUAAGCUGCUGCUCGACGCUGUGGACGAGCGAUCCACGUAAGAGCCAUGCCUGAUACUGGAGCAUGCCAGCGGGACUCCUCUGUCUUUUGCUGUAUAUACGGUUAGCCACCGCAUGGGUAGUAUUACAUAGUCAUGUUGUGUAAUCUUGAGCGUGCCGCUUAUUAACUCAGCUUGUUUAUUUUUUACCAAAUCUUCACGGCUUGGUUCCCUGCUUGGUUCUCUAUUGACCGUGACAGUCGUAUUGUAUUUACUCUCUUUUUCUUGAAACGUUCCGCGAUGUGUCCGGUCUUCGAUGCUAUUCCGAGAAUUCGAUUUUAAUGCUGACAAUAUCGGUCAGAGCUGGCCAGUAUUGUUUCAGCUAUAGCUGUGUCUGUCACCCCACCACCGCCACACCCCCAGCUCACACCGUAUGAGCAUGCUUGCUCCCUGGCCUAGGAAGAAAGCGUUGUCUUGUUGCUCCCUGUUCUGCACAUGACCUGAGCAAUGUUGUCAAGCGUCUCCAGGUUUUAAUUCAGUUCAACCCUGCUGCUGCUGCCUGCAAUCGUUUUAAUCUUCAAGCCCAGCCCCCCCCCCCCCCUCUUUAUGCUAGAAUUGUGCUAAUGCUGCCAGUCGGAUGGUAUUGAGUAAUUGUCGUACAUAAUCUAUGGAUAUUGUUAGUGCUUGAGUACCUAAAGAUUUAUGGUUUCUUUUUAAUUCUCUGCUUUUUACCCCCCCCCCCCCCCCCACUCUCGGCAGCCUUGCCAGCUAUUUUUUUCUGGCCCUUUCCUAGCAGAGUUUUUUGUUUAAAUAUAAUUUUAAAACAUUGUUCGACAAGGCAUUGCUUCUGCAUGCAGUCACUACAGUCGUACAGUGUGGUAUCACAACUGUCACAUGA